Messenger RNA from Psammomys obesus (fat sand rat), 574 nucleotides. RefSeq names its product protein S100-A15A. The transcript has 3 exons. Lineage: Eukaryota; Metazoa; Chordata; Mammalia; Rodentia; Muridae. The record is from RefSeq and is a predicted model, not a curated record. Bases 117 to 443 code for a protein of 108 amino acids. Gene Ontology annotation, cellular component: cytoplasm. Gene Ontology annotation, molecular function: transition metal ion binding; calcium ion binding.
CUCGAGGCUAGGCUGUGGAUGCUGAGCAGCCCUGCACAGAGCAACAGACCUGCCACCGUUCCAGCACCUCCUCCUCCGCUCUGCACAUCAGCCAGUACCCUGCUGGGCCAGCAGUCAUGCCGGACACACCAGUGGAGGACUCCCUCUUUCAGAUCAUCCACUGCUUCCACCACUAUGCCGCCCGGGAAGGAGACAAGGAGACCCUGUCCCUGGAGGAGUUGAAAGCCCUGCUCCUCGAUAGUGUGCCUCGCUUUAUGGACACCUUGGGCCGCAGGCAGCCAUACUACAUCACAGAGCUCUUCCGGGCAGCUGACAAAAACAAGGACAACCAGAUCUGCUUUGAUGAGUUCCUGUACAUCUUGGGCAAGCUGGUGAAGGACUAUCAUCUGCAGUUCCACCAGCAGCUGUGCAUACACUACUGCACCCAGCACAACCUCUAUUAGAUGAGGGACAGGCGGCCUCUCGCCACAGGAGCCUGUCCUGGGAGGCCCGACCUGACCGUCAGCCUCUUACAGAACUCAGCAGUGUGUUUCAUUUUAGGUGUGCACACACAUGUACAAACGAUAUCACAAGU